Messenger RNA from Leptopilina heterotoma, 1511 nucleotides. Its product is annotated as traB domain-containing protein. Lineage: Eukaryota; Metazoa; Arthropoda; Insecta; Hymenoptera; Figitidae. The transcript has 7 exons. The record is from RefSeq and is a predicted model, not a curated record. Bases 288 to 1511 code for a protein of 407 amino acids.
UGAAAAUACAUGUCCUACUAUGUACAUAUAUAUAAUUUCUGAAUAUUUCUUAUCACAAAUUUUGACAUCUUAUAACAUAUAAUUUAUUGUAUUACUAAUUUAGUAUGAAGUACAAAAUUUUUGUAGCAACAGACAAUUAUUUUUAAUUUUUCACAAUAAGAAAUUAAAUUUUUCAUUUGUCUACCUAAAAAAUUAAAAAUUGUCGUAAUAACGUUAUAGCGAAGAGCGAACCUUAAAAUAUUUAAAAUUCUUUUGUUCCUGACAUAACAUUCUAUUUAUGCAACAUAAUGAAAAUGAAAGAUGAGUCUCCUCAACAAACACAUGAAACAUAUUUAUCACGUGAAUUCGUUAAUUGGUACAACGAUCCUCAAAGGAUGUUUAUCUUUACUAAUCCAGAACAAUCGGCAAAUCUAGAUACUUCCAAGACGUGCGCACCGAAAAAUGAUGGAACUCUGUCUGAAGCGCAGAAAAAUUUAAGCAUCGGUUCGGGACUAGAGUCGGAUGUUGAAGACAAUUUGAGUGAUUCUGGAACAAACUAUGAAAAAAAGUAUGAUCCAUCCAUUGAUGACAACUUGCCAGAUACAGUUACGAUACUCACAACGCCAGAUGGUGGGAAGUUGUAUUUGAUCGGAACUGCGCACUUUAGUGUAGAAAGUCAAAAUGACGUUUCCAAGAUUAUCAACGCUGUGCAGCCACACAUAGUGAUGGUCGAACUUUGCAAACAGAGAAUGCAAGCUCUGCACCUGGACGAGGACACUCUGCUUAAAAAGGCACAAGACAUUGGGAUCGAAGACAUUCGUGCUGCAAUAAAGAAGCAUGGGGUCACUAGUGGAUUGAUGUUCAUAAUUCUUCUAACUAUGUCACAACACGUGACCAAAGAAUUAGGAAUGGCGCCAGGAAGCGAAUUCCGCACAGCUUUUAACGAGGCAAAGAAGAUUCCAAAUUGCAUUUUCCACUUGGGCGAUCGACCGCUGAGCAUUACGAUGCACCGAGCCUUCAGUUCUCUCUCAUUUUGGCAAAAAAUUAAAUGUGGAUGGAAGAUAUUGACCUCGAGAGAUUCUAUUACCAAGGAGGACGUUGAAAAGUGCAAGAAUCGAGAGAACUUGGAUGCGGUAAUUGCAGAGCUGACGGACCAAUUUCCGCCUUUGGCCGAAGUUUUCGUGAAAGAGCGAGAUCUCUUCCUAACAUAUUCUCUCCAAUUGUCUUGUCAACCACAUUUAGCAAAUAAGCACACCAUUGUUCCCACAAGAGCUGUUGGAGUCGUGGGAAUGGGACACAUAUCGGGCAUAAUUCAGAACUGGGGAAAAGUCAAUGUCAACCACAUUCAACCUAUAAUGAUAGUUCCACCUCGUUCGCUGUCCAGCAAAAUCAUCCGCUUCACUGCGAAAGCGACGCUGCUGGGCGUCGUGAUUUACGUUGGUUACAAGAUCAUUCCUCUGCCGUCAGUGCAGACUCUAGAAUCACUCAAGUCAUCGGUGAAGGGACUUGUUAAGGUCAGUUUAAUCAAGUAG